This is a messenger RNA of Pseudopodoces humilis (Tibetan ground-tit), 2025 nucleotides long. RefSeq names its product integrator complex subunit 12 (gene INTS12). Gene Ontology annotation, cellular component: integrator complex. The record is from RefSeq and is a predicted model, not a curated record. NCBI's taxonomy places the organism in Eukaryota, Metazoa, Chordata, Aves, Passeriformes, Paridae. Gene Ontology annotation, biological process: snRNA 3'-end processing.
CCUUCCUCCUGUGUAAGGAUCAUGGAGGAAGCCAUUUGUGGCAUAAGAAGGAACAGCAUUUGAAUUAGUUCCUGUACAAAGAUUCUGCUUCAAGAAGAAAGUCAAGGAGGUCUGUCUUGCAGAAUAGACUAUGGCAUCAUCACUGAAACAAUCUGCUGUCCUUGUCUCAAGACUGUCAUGUUGCUGUAUGCUGACUUGACUGCCAGAGAAGCAGUUUGUGGAUUAACACAUGAAUGAAUGGAAUUGGAUCUUAGGUUUAUACAACUAUGGCUGCUACAGUGAACUUGGAGCUGGAUCCCAUUUUUCUGAAAGCCCUGGGCUUUUUGCACUCAAAGAGUAAGGACUCUGCUGAAAAGCUGAAAGCACUUCUUGACGAGUCGUUGGCCAGAGGAACUGAUUCAAGUUACCGUCCCUCUCAGAAGGAAGUAGAGCAACCAAAAGUAUCUGUCACCAAACCCAUUAAGCAAGAGCCUAAAGCUUCAUCCAGUUUGCCUUCUGGCAACAAUAAUGGCAAGCCCACUGCAUCAGAAAAGGUGAAAAAAGAAACAGAAAAGAGAUCUGCAGAUAAAACAAAAGGGGAUCCUGCUGAAGGAGCUGAUGCACCAAAGAAGCCCAGAGUAGAGAAACAAGAGGCUCGUUCUUCUCCUAUUACAGUUCAGACGAGCAAAGAUUUAUCCAUGCCUGAUUUAUCUAGCUUUGAGGAAACCAGUGCUGAUGACUUUGCCAUGGAAAUGGGAUUAGCCUGUGUUGUUUGCAGGCAAAUGACAGUUACUUUUGUGAAUCAGCUAGUGGAGUGUCAGGAGUGCCAUAAUCUCUACCACCAGGAUUGCCAUAAACCUCAGGUGACAGACAAGGAAGUGAAUGAUCCUCGACUUGUCUGGUAUUGUGCCCGCUGUACCAGGCAGAUGAAGAGAAUGGCUCAGAAGACACAAAAACCACCUCAAAAACCAGCUCCUGCAGUGGUUUCAGUUGCACCAGCUUUGAAGGAUCCAUUGGUCAAGAAACCAGAAAUCAAGUUAAAACCUGAGACCCCACCAGCUUUUCUGGCAUUCAAAAGAACAGAAGUCAAGACCUCAGCGGCAGUUUCGGGGAACUCUGCCAGUACAAGCGUUUCCUCUUCAGCAACGAGUGGCCUUACAGGAUGGGCAGCUUUUGCAGCCAAAACCUCCUCUGCCAACCCAUCAACUGCCAAACUGGGAUCGACAGCACAGAGUGCCAGCGGGAAACCUGCAGCUUCUUCAAAUAACCAGAAACCCGUGGGUUUGUCAGGGCUGGCAACUUCAAAAACAGGAUUGGGGGCCAAAAUAGCUUCUGCCAACAACAGUGCAAACCCCGUUCAGCUGAAGCCUCCCCCGCCGCUGACCCUGGGGAAGACGACGCUGAGCCGCUCGGUGAGCAGCGACAACGUGAGCAAGGCCGGGCUGCCCAGCCCCGGCAGCGCCGCCCCCGGCAGCAGCAGCCAGGCCAGCGGCGGCAACGGCAGCGGCGGCUCCGCGGGGAACAGCGCGGGUGGCACCGGCAAAGCCGCGGCUGACACCGGCAACCAGCCGGCAUCCCUGAAGGGCCCGACCUCGCAGGAGUCCCAGCUCAACGCCAUGAAAAGGCUACAAAUGGUCAAGAAGAAAGCUGCUCAGAAGAAGCUCAAGAAGUAGUCUGGCUGCUUGCUGAUGUUUGUUGGCUGCGUUUCUGUGAGACAGUGCCGUCAGUGUUUUUCUUAAAAUCCCCCAGGUGCUGGAGUGAAAGAGGUUAAAUCAGGGAAGCCCAAACACUAUGCUAUACAGAAGGUCAGACUUUAAUAAUUGUAAUAUUCCUUCUGCCUUUGCAAGUCUGUGAAUUGAACACAUUAGAGGAAUUCAUUAUUACGUGCUCCUGGUUUUGUAGCUCAAAGCACUGAAACUUGAAAUUGUAAAAACUGGGUAUUUUUUAAUAUUAAAACCCCCACAUUUGUGUAGAUACUUAAUAAAUUGAACUUGCUGAAACCAUCGUUCUUAAAUGUUAAUAAUAAAAAGAUUAUUAAUCGGGGAA